Lottia gigantea (owl limpet) is the source of this 629-nucleotide messenger RNA. RefSeq lists its product as hypothetical. The transcript is spliced from 7 exons. Lineage: Eukaryota; Metazoa; Mollusca; Gastropoda; Lottiidae. The record is from RefSeq and is a predicted model, not a curated record. The annotation marks the transcript as partial.
ACUUCGUAAAUUAUUAUAUUCUAAGGUCUUACCAAUAUGGAAAACUGAAUCGAGUUUCCCUUGUGUAGAGAGAACAGAUAGUUUACCCAAACAUCUAACUACAUUGUGUGAUAGAUUAGAAAUACAAUUCAGCACAAGAUCUGAUACCACUAUAACACCACUAGAAAAAACAGCUCCUUAUAUUCAUCAGCUUAAAAGAUUUCUAGAUCAUCUGUCAGCUUGUAACGUUGGUUGUGCAAAUGUUAAACAGAGUGAUCUCCCCUCGCUUUUAAAUCUUAACGAUUCUGCUGAUGUACAUUCUUCUAAUGAGGAACAGAUAAUAGUGAGUAUAAUAGGGGGAGUUGCUGGUUCUCAUAAACAAAACCUAACAUCUACUUUAACACAUUAUAAUAAAGAAAAAUAUAGAUGGAUUGUAUUAAGACAGACUGGAGAUGAUAUCAAUAAAUUUGAUCCGAGAAAACUCCAGAAACAACUUGAUGCCUCACUGGCAGCUCACAGACGUCGCAAAUCAGGAUCACGAAGACAAACCAAGAUUAUUGUCGUUGUACAGAAUUUGUGUAAUAUUCGUGAAUUUGUUGAAGCUAUAGAAUCUCAUCCAGAUCCAGAAAUUUCUACUCACAUCAAAAUAG